AUGGCGUAUUAUUUUGCUCUCUGCAGGGAUCUCGAGACUUCCGGGAGACAGAUGAUGCGUGCUGAUACCCUAUGUCCUGAGAAACCGGAUUCCUGUCCGAAGUGCGUUGCAUCUCUCGAUGAUCUGACCAAAGACGAGCUCUGCGAAAGUGACACAGAUUCUGGAAACAGGCGCUGUGGUCUUCUGAACGUUCUUUCGGUCCUCCGCGACGACAUGGGGCUUGUGGCCUCCCACUACAGAGCAUCGCUGGACGAAGCCUGCAGAUGUGAUCUCCUCGACCAGAAAUCCACCUUCGCCCUCCUAUUCUUGUUCGAGAAAUUGAAGCAUAAACACGGAAAGUAUCAACUCCCUCUGGAUCACGACGUGAAGCUGAUCCAGCUGAACUCCACCGCCCACAUCAGACUCGAGGAGUUGCUGAGAGAAUGUCCGAGAGAGCACCAGCAGCUGCGAAUGCGGCGAAGCGACAGUUACGGCCACACCUACGGAGGAGGUAAUGCCUACACGUCCUCCUAUCUCGUCAAGACAGUCAAGUACUUCUACCCCGCGUAUGCUCCUAGCUAUAGUUAUAGUGCCCCAUCUUAUUCUGCUCCAAGCUACAGUGCUCCCUCGUACUCCGCCCCAAGCUAUAGUGCCCCGUCAUAUUCUCCACCAAGCUACAGUGCUCCUUCUUACUCCUACCCAAGCUACAGUGCCCCAUCAUAUUCUGCCCCAAGCUACAGUGCUCCCUCGUAUUCUGCCCCAAGCUACAGUGCUCCCUCUUAUAGUGCUCCGUCUUAUUCUGCUCCAAGCUACAGUGCACCAUCGUAUGCAGCCCCUAGCUACAGUGCACCAUCCUAUUCUGCCCCAAGCUACAGUGCACCAUCCUAUUCUGCCCCAAGCUACAGUGCUCCCUCUUACUCCUACCCAAGCUAUAGUGCUCCAUCGUAUAAAUCUGCAAGCUACAGCGCCCCAUCAUAUUCUGCACCAAGCUACAGUGCACCUACUUAUGCUCCCCCGAGUUACAGUGCUCCUUCAUACGCACCUCCCAGCUACAGCGCUCCGUCAUACGCUCCUCCAAGUUACAGCGCUCCGUCAUACGCUCCACCGAGCUAUAGUGCCCCAUCUUAUGCUCCACCUAGUUACAGCGCACCUUCUUAUUCUCCCCCGAGCUACAGUGCUCCCGCUUACUCUCCACCUAGCUACAGUGCCCAUUCCUAUGCUCCUCCGAGCUAUAGUGCCCCUUCAUACUCUCCUCCAAGUUAUAGUGCUCCCUCUUACUCUCCACCGAGCUACAGUGCUCCGUCUUAUUCUCCACCUCAUUACAGUGCUCCCGCUUACUCCCCACCUAGCUACAGUGCCCAUUCCUAUGCUCCUCCGAGCUACAGUGCCCCAUCAUACUCGCCUCCAAGUUAUAGUGCUCCAUCUUAUUCUCCACCGAGCUACAGUGCUCCGUCUUAUUCUCCCCCUAGUUACAGUGCUCCCGCUUACUCUCCACCUAGCUACAGUGCCCCAUCCUAUGCUCCUCCGAGCUACAGUGCCCCAUCAUACUCGCCUCCAAGUUAUAGUGCUCCAUCUUACUCUCCACCUAGCUACAGUGCUCCAUCCUAUGCCCCUCCGAGCUACAGCGCCCCUUCUUACUCUGCUCCAAGCCACGACAGCUAUGGCGACAGCUACGGUGACAGCUACAGCGGCAGCGGCUACGCGCCCUCCGUCAGCUACACCUAUGUCACAUAUGUGCCUCCUUCCUACGCAAGCUACGCCCCACCAAGCUACGCCGCCCCAAAGCCAAGCUACGCUGCGCCAGCAGCGAGCUACUGA
This is a messenger RNA of Ixodes scapularis (black-legged tick), 1797 nucleotides long. RefSeq names its product DNA-directed RNA polymerase II subunit RPB1-like. NCBI's taxonomy places the organism in Eukaryota, Metazoa, Arthropoda, Arachnida, Ixodida, Ixodidae. The record is from RefSeq and is a predicted model, not a curated record. The transcript has 6 exons. Bases 1 to 1797 code for a protein of 598 amino acids.